AUUUAAAGUUUUUUAAUUCUUUUUUUUUAUCAUAGCAAUACCGAAUUAAGAAGACUUUGACAAGGAGACAUAUUCAGUGUGCCAUAUGUAUCAUGCAGAUUAUUUAUGCAGACAGCUGGAUAAUUCGUCAGUGUAUUUUAUUUUUAACACUACAACAUGUACAAGUUGGAGGAAGCUUAUCCUUUUUUCUGAAUCAAGAAGAACUCAAACGAGGAGUAUGUGAUGGCCAGAUGUUAAAUGUAAGCAUCAAUGUCACCUGUGAAUUCAGUGGAGCUAGAGCUAAAAUCAGAGGAGGAAACGAGAUCACACACUGUGAAAACAGAAAAUGUGUAAACGGUGGACAAUUCAGCGGGAAAGACAACCUCCUUAAUGUUGUCUUCCCUAUGGACUAUAAAUCACACAUCGACAACGUUUUGGAAGUAAGCGUCACAUGCUCAAAUGGAAGUGUCUUUGAAUAUGAAUUAUACAUGGUACCAUGCAUAUCUGAAUUUCAACACACUGUCGAAUGCAACAGAACACAUGCGCAGAUAAUGUGUGAACACAACUCCUACAAUUUAUCUAAACAUGGAAUGACGAUAAAAAACUUAACAACUGGAAACAUACUGGGGACGUGCUGGAGGCAGCAAAAAUCACAAAAAUGUCUCCCUAAUGGGGCUCAGUUAAUUCUACCAUACGUGUAUGGGCAGGAGAUACAAUGUGAGAUGGAUGGACAAUUUAUAAACAUCAACAUUACAUGUAACCAAGUAUCUGAAUUUCAACACACUGUCGAAUGCAACAGAACGCAUGCGCAGAUAACCUGUGAACACAACUCCUACAAUUUAUCUAAACAUGGAAUGACGAUAAAAAACUUAACAACCGGAAACAUGCUGGUAACGUGCAAGAGGCAGGAAAAAUCACAAAAAUGUCUUCCUAAUGGUGCUCAGUUAAUUCUACCAUACGUGUAUGGGCAGGAGAUACAAUGUGAGAUGGAUGGAAAGUUUGUAAACAUCAACAUCACAUGUAAACAAGCUAAUCGCACGGAUGACCAGACAAGCGGACAGUUAGGACAUUCUUACAAAGUGCUUACCUUCGGAUGCUUUCUACUUCCCCUACUUACGCUUCUCUUUCCGCAAUAUGACUGUUAAGUAUGUUCCUCCAAGAAAUUUCUAUUGAUUUGAUACUGAAGUUUACAUGUACGUCUACCUCUUCAAUUCACAGAUUGGAGUGUUUGGUUUUACAAGGGAUGCUUAUUCCGUCUAAGCACCUGAUUCCGCCCCUGGAAUUUCAAGGAGUCCCUGCUUUAUGCUGUCUUUGUAAUGUUCGUAGAUUUCUUAAAGAAAGAUCAGUGUUCAUAAAUACCUUUUAACUUUUAUAUGAAAGAUAUGGAGGUAACGAACAGUACUCAAGAUCAAAAGUCCAUGAAAUAUAACAAAAAAGAGCAGAGCAAACACGGACCUCCGAAACAUCAGAGUUGGGAUCAGGUUCAAUGGAGGAGUGAGCAUCCCCUGCCGACCGGUCACACCCGCAGUGCGCUCCUUGUCAUGAUCGGGAAAGAAAGGAAAAAAUCCGUCGUCAAUCAAGUGUAUAAAUAAUGGACUAACAAUUGGUAUGAAAAACGUCAGUCAGCAUUUGACUCAAUGAUAAAUUCCAAACAUAAUAGCACUGUCCAACCAUUACAGGAAUUAGAGAACAUAAUGAAAUGCAACGAUACUUCCGGACCGACAACUUACACAAUCGGCCUUAAAAAGCCGUGAAUUAUCCUUCUAAGACGACCAAUACAGAUGUGAUAUAAACAAGUCAGAAUUGUAUUUGAGAACUUUAAUUCCUGUUGUUUAUAACUUCAACAAAAGAGUUACAGAACAACAACGAACAUUUGUAUUUAUGAUAAAAGAAAAUGAACAGUCUCGUGUAAAGUCAUUAUUUUGUAUGUUCUAUAACGGAUACAACGAUCUUGUCAGCAAAUACAGUCUAAAUCAUUCAAUUAAUCAAAUGCUGAUAGGCGUUUAUCAUACUAAUUGUUAGGUCAUUAUUUACAUUGAUUUGUUUAAGGAAUUUUUUCGUUUAUAUACGCGACCAUGACAAAAAAAAAAACAACAAAACAGACGGCAGGUGUGACCAGUGACCGGUCGCUUACUUGAUCCCACUUCUGAUAUUUUGUACUGUUUAUUCUACAUGUAUUAUAUUCUUUUUUUAUGUGUUUGUAUCUUUUCUUACCUCAUCUCUACUACGUAUGUUUGUACAUUUAAUAGAAUAAAUCAUUGUCAUUGUCAUUGAUAACCUAUUAGAGAUCUUUGUUUGGUCUGCUCCUGAUUUGUAUUAAUUAAUAUUGUUUGAAUGGACUUUUAAGUUGAAAACUCUUCGUUACCUACAUAUUACAUGGAUAUCAAUAAAUAAUGUUUUACUAUUUGCAAAUCAAUCAAAUCAAUACAAGGAAAAUGAUGUACUUAGAGUAGAAAAAGUGCCAUUUUUUCAGUUAAAAUGAACAAAUUUUGAAAUAUCUUCAAUAUCUUUUGAGCAUUUAAGUUUUAUAUUAAUGAUUAUUUUUAGAUUUUUA
Molecule: messenger RNA, 2533 nt
Organism: Saccostrea cuccullata (small rock oyster)
Lineage: Eukaryota; Metazoa; Mollusca; Bivalvia; Ostreida; Ostreidae
Exons: 7
Coding region: 93-1124 (343 amino acids)
Source: RefSeq, a predicted model, not a curated record